CGUGAUGACGUUUAUAGAGAGGCUGGCUCCGUUUAAAAAGUGGCGGCGGUUAUAGUGUGAGGUGGUAAAAUAUUCGAACGUGAAGCUGCCGUACUAAGUAAUAUCUUUGCGGUAUUUGGACGUGUAGGUUAUUUGGUUGAUUAUCAUCCUCUGCCUGUCUCUUGUAAAAAUAUGGAGCGACUAGUGGCAACUCGGUUGGUUACCGGGCUGGCUGUUAAAAUAAUGCGCAGUAACGGAGUAAUACACAAUGCAAACAUAACCUCUGUAAAUAUGGACAGAUCGUCGGUCAAUGUUGAAUGGAAAGAGGGAGAAGCAAACAAAGGAAAAGAAAUAUCUUUUGCAGACGUAAUAUCUGUAAACCCUGAGUUAUUAGAUGCUGUUUUGGCUCCAACAAAUGUAAAAGAAAACAUGCCACCACAAAGGAAUGUGUCUUCUCAGAAUCAUAAACGGAAAACUAUUUCAAAAAUUCCUGCUCCCAAAGAAGUGGCUGCAAAGAAUUCUCUUUUGUCAGAAUCUGGAGCACAGUCAGUGCUUCGUGAGCGUUCCACCAGGAUGACUGCUAUCCAUGAAACGCUACCCUAUGAAAAUGAGAUGGAGGCAGAAUCUACUCCGCUACCCAUACAGCAAAAUUCUGUUCAAGCACGGUCUCGAUCUACCAAAGUGAGUAUUGCUGAAGAGCCUAGGUUGCAGACACGCAUUAGUGAGAUUGUAGAGGAAUCUCUGCCCUCUGGCAGAAAUAACCAAGGUAGGAGAAAAUCAAAUAUUGUUAAAGAAAUGGAAAAAAUGAAGAACAAAAGGGAAGAACAGCGUGCCCAGAACUAUGAACGAAGAAUGAAACGUGCACAGGACUAUGACACCAGUGUACCAAACUGGGAGUUUGGGAAGAUGAUUAAAGAAUUUCGAGCAACCAUGGACUGUCAUAGAAUAAGUAUGGCAGACCCAGCUGAAGAGCAUCGGAUCUGCGUUUGUGUUAGGAAGCGACCGCUGAACAAGCAAGAGCUUUCAAAGAAGGAGAUUGAUAUCAUUUCUGUUCCAAGCAAGAACAUUGUUCUUGUUCAUGAACCAAAGCUGAAGGUGGACUUGACCAAGUAUUUGGAGAACCAGGCGUUUAGAUUUGAUUUUUCAUUUGAUGAGACUGCCACAAAUGAGGUGGUUUACAGAUUUACAGCAAGACCAUUGGUUCAAUCCAUUUUUGAAGGAGGGAAAGCAACUUGUUUUGCUUAUGGGCAAACGGGAAGUGGAAAAACUCAUACAAUGGGAGGUGACUUCUCAGGCAAAAGUCAGAAUGUUUCCAAAGGAGUCUAUGCUUUUGCAUCACGUGAUGUUUUUCUCCUUUUGGACCAACCUCGAUAUAAGCACUUAGACCUGGAUGUUUUUGUGACCUUUUUUGAAAUUUAUAAUGGAAAGGUCUUUGAUCUAUUGAACAAAAAGACAAAGCUGCGUGUAUUGGAAGAUGCAAAGCAAGAAGUUCAGGUCGUUGGGUUGUUGGAAAAACAAGUGAUUUCUGCAGAUGAUGUUUUUAAGAUGAUUGAAAUUGGCAGUGCUUGCAGAACUUCUGGCCAGACUUUUGCCAAUACUAGCUCCUCACGUUCCCAUGCCUGUUUGCAAAUAAUUCUGCGAAGGGGAAGUAAGCUUCAUGGCAAGUUUUCCCUUGUGGACUUGGCUGGAAAUGAAAGAGGUGUUGAUACAGCCAGCGCUGAUCGUAUUACCCGCAUGGAAGGAGCAGAAAUAAAUAGGAGUUUGCUUGCAUUAAAGGAAUGCAUACGUGCUUUGGGACAGAACAAAUCUCACACCCCUUUCCGGGAAAGUAAACUUACUCAGAUUCUUCGGGAUUCCUUCAUAGGAGAGAAUUCAAGAACAUGUAUGAUUGCUAUGCUUUCGCCUGGAUUUAACUCCUGUGAAUAUACUCUCAACACUCUAAGAUAUGCAGACAGAGUCAAAGAGCUGAGUCCACAAAAUGCUGAAACUAAUGAUGAUAAUCUGCAGAUGGAGGAUAGUGGUGGAUCACAUGCGUCUAUAGAAGGUUUACAGCUGCAGGAUGACUUCCUGCUGAAAGAUGAAGAGCUGUCAACACAUAACAGUUUCCAGGAUGCUCUUAACCGCGUUGGUGAGCUAGAAGAUAAAGCGGUAGAUGAGUUGAGAGAACUUGUGCAGAAAGAACCAGAAUGGACAAACUUGUUGCAGAUGACCGAGCAGCCAGAUUAUGACCUAGAAAACUUUGUAAUGCAGGCAGAAUACCUCAUCCAGGAGCGCUCUAAAGUGUUAAUUGCCUUGGGAGAUAGCAUAAAUUCUCUGCGUCUUGCCCUGCAAGUGGAAGAACAGGCCAGCAAGCAAAUAAGUAAAAAGAAAAGAUCUAAUAAAUAAAGUAAAACAGUACAAUUUCUGUUAAUUUUAUAAAUACCAUUUUGUUGUCUGAUUUUAUUGUUUCUAUUUUUACUCUCUACUUAUAUUUGUUAAUCUCGAGUGCUUUAAAUAAAGUCUGUAUAUAGCAUACCUUGGUAACCAGAA
Molecule: messenger RNA, 2508 nt
Organism: Xenopus laevis (African clawed frog)
Lineage: Eukaryota; Metazoa; Chordata; Amphibia; Anura; Pipidae
Gene: kif2c.S
Product: kinesin family member 2C S homeolog
Biological process (GO): microtubule-based movement; microtubule depolymerization
Cellular component (GO): cytoskeleton; microtubule; chromosome, centromeric region
Molecular function (GO): ATP binding; microtubule binding; microtubule motor activity
Source: RefSeq, marked provisional